AUGUUCGAGUUCCUUCAUCAGAUGAGUGCACCGAAAGUAUCCACCGCAAUUUUGAGAUAUAUUUUUCGGUACGCGCAAUUUAUUGGAACGAUCUUUUUCUGUCUACACAAUAAAAAGGACGAUGAAACUGUAUUUAUCCGCAAUUGGCUCAAGUGGCUGAAUGUUACGCAUCGCAUAUUAACUUUUACCAGAUUCUUUUGGGUCUAUUUAGGGUCCAUAUCGAUAAAGACAAAUCGCGUCCAACAAGUACUUCAUGUUAUGCGACUUGUGCUGAGCAUUCCCAACGUUGCAGUAAUCUUGGGCUACCACAUUUUUCGAGGCCCAGAAAUAGUCGAUCUUGUCAACCAGUUCUUGCGUCUCUUUCGGCAAGUGAGUGAUUUAUUCAAGCCGAAAACACCUGGAUUCGGCGGCAGACGAGAAUUGAUAUUAAUCCUACUGAAUUUGGUAUCCUUCGCCCAUGAGCAAACAUAUCUGUGGUUUACGAUACGGAAGGGAUUUUCUUGCCGUUUCAUAAUCGAUUGGUAUUGCGACUUUUACCUAGUCAGUGCCACCAAUAUAUUCAUCCACAUCAAUUCCAUCGGCUAUCUCAGUCUGGGUGUUCUUUAUUCCGAGCUCAAUAGAUAUGUCUAUACAAACUUGCGAAUUCAAUUGCAAAAGUUAAAUACUUCGGGCAGUCAACAAAAAAUACGAAGAGUACAAAAUCGUUUGGAAAAGUGCAUAAGCUUGUACAGAGAGAUAUAUCAUACCAGCGUUAUGUUUUACAAGCUAUUUGUUCCUCCCCUUUUCCUGGCCCUGAUUUAUAAGGUUGUACUAAUCGCCUUGAUUGGCCUGAAUAUGGCUGUAGAGUUUUAUAUAAACAGCUUCGUAUUCUGGAUACUUUUGGGCAAACACGUAUUGGAUCUUUUUCUGGUGACUGCCUCCGUUGAGGGAGCUGUUAACCAAUUUUUGAACAUUGGAAUGCAGUUUGGAAAUGUCGGUGAUCUUAGCAAAUUUCAAACUACGGUCAGUCAAUUUAUUUUCAUAGAUUUUAUACCGACUUAAACUUUUUAUUCAUUACAGCUGGAUACUUUAUUCCUUCAUCUAAGGCUUAGCCAUUUUCGAGUCAGCAUUUUGGGCCUAUUUGAUGUCACCCAAAAGCAAUAUCUACAGUUCUUAUCAGCACUCGUAUCUUGGCUAGCUUUUAUAGCACAAUAUAGAAUGCAGGUCGGAAAUUGUA
Messenger RNA from Drosophila simulans, 1216 nucleotides. RefSeq names its product putative gustatory receptor 92a (gene Gr92a). Gene Ontology annotation, cellular component: membrane. The transcript has a single exon. NCBI's taxonomy places the organism in Eukaryota, Metazoa, Arthropoda, Insecta, Diptera, Drosophilidae. Bases 1 to 1041 code for a protein of 346 amino acids. Gene Ontology annotation, biological process: sensory perception of taste. The record is from RefSeq and is a predicted model, not a curated record.